UCAUUUUAUUUAUUUUCAACAUUGCAUCAAUGGAUAUUUCCAGAGAUUAACGGUAAAACAUGCACAAAUAUAUGUCUCCUUAAUACUCCUAAACAGUUUCAUAACAGCUGAUUCUCGCAUAUUAAUCUCAUCUGUCUUCGCUCCAUCACAACGCUGCAGGUUGCUUCUUCAGAUCCUUAAAACUAUUCUUGGAAGUGAAAGAUGACUUGUUUUGCUUCGUCAGCACUUUCACUUCAACAGGAGCCAGAAGAUGAACCGGGGGUGAGGGUCAAAGGUCAGAUCAUUUUGCUGCUGAAUCAAUUUGAUUUGUUGUGUUUUCUCGUAGCUUAAGCUUGUGAUUUAACAUUAAGGUCACCCAGUGUUCACUGGUUUAGUGGUUAAGAUCAGCUUGUUCACUAACUUAAAGAAAUUUAAAUGAGUUAAAAAAAUCCAAAUAGGUUAAAAUGAAGACAAAUAGACUUCUUUGGUUUCUUGAAGAUGUUUUGCUUCCAAUAAACCACUGAGCAGUUGCUUUCAUUCUAACCCUUUUUGGAUUACUGUGACCUGGAUGACUCAGAACCUUUACCAGUUUAGAACAUAAAUCUGGUUUAGCUUGUUUAUCCACUAUAUCGUGCCUUUGUUCCGAAACAAUUUGCUUUCUGUGAAAAACACAAGGUGAAGAGCAACAUGCAGAGAUUUUCUACUUUCCAACAGAUGAUACGUCAAACACGGAGGGGGAUUAAGGACUCCGCAUGCACACAUGGCAGGAUUUUACUACUCCAGAACAGAAAAUCUUCCAUGUUUCGUCUCACCACAUCUACAAGCUACAAGUGUUGCUCCUGGUUCUCCUGUGAGAUUGGACUCUGGCUUGGGGUCAUGGAGGAACUGGCGCGGGAGAGCAUCAGUCUGCUGGCCCGGUCUGCAUCUCACACCGACCCUCCCCGGCUCGGCUCAUUCGGAGCUGUGUUCAUCAUGCUGAAGUCUGCUCUGGGAGCCGGGCUACUCAACUUCCCCUGGGCCUUUGAGAAGGCAGGAGGGGUGACCACAGCCAUCAUGGUGGAGCUGGUGUCUUUGGUCUUCCUCAUCAGCGGCCUGGUCAUCCUGGGUUAUGCGUCGUCUGUCAGCAGACAGAAAACCUAUCAGGACGUGGUGAGAGAAGUGUGUGGACGAGCUGUUGGGAAGCUCUGUGAGGUCUGUUUCUGCUUCAACCUCUUCGUGAUAAGUGUCGCCUUCUUGGUGGUGGUGCAGGACCAGCUGGAGAAAUUGUGUGUCUCCUUAUUUGAGACGGUGACCGGAUCAGGUGAGGCUGAAAUGCCUCAUCACUGGUACACAGACCAGCGCUUUGCCCUCUUCAUCACGUGCCUCGUCAUCAUCCUGCCACUGUCCAUCCCUAAAGAAAUCGGCAUCCAGAAAUACACGAGUGUUUUAGGGACGCUGGCUGCUACCUACCUGUGUGUUGCUGUGGUUGUGAAGUUCUACCUGAUGGACAGUCACACAGUUGUAAUAACUCCAGAGCACAACCAAGGUUUGAGUUCAUGGGCAUCCAUGUUCAGUGUCGUCCCAACCAUUUGCUUCGGCUUCCAGUGCCAUGAAGCCUGCAUAGCGAUCUACAGCAGCAUGGAGAACCAAAAGCUCUCCCACUGGGUGGUCAUCGCUGUGCUCUCCAUGUUUUUCUGCUUGCUCAUCUACACACUCACAGGUGUUUAUGGCUUCAUGACAUUUGGUAGAGAAGUUGCCUCAGAUAUUCUGAUGUCAUAUCCAGGGAACGACGUGGUCAUGGUCAUCUCCAGACUUCUUUUUGGGAUUUCUAUCAUCACCAUCUAUCCCAUCAUACUUCUCCUGGGCAGAUCUGUAAUCCUGAAUCUGAUGUUACGGGUGGAAAGACGUCGCCGAGGAAUCGUCACACACUCGUUUGAGAGUCGCUGCAGAGUUAUUCUGACUGUGGCCUGGAUCAGCUUUACUCUUCUCGUUGCCAUGUUUGUUCCAGAUAUGGCCGACGUCAUCAGCAUUAUCGGAGGAAUCAGCGCCUUUUUCAUCUUCAUCUUUCCUGGUCUUUGCUUGGUGUUCACGAUGCAAACUGAGGAUGUCUCUCCCAGAGUCAGGUCUGUUUUAACCGUCUGGGGGGUCGUAACAAUCACGGUUGGAGCUUUCAUCUUCGGACAGAGCACCACCAUCGCUGUGAUGGAGAUUUCCCAUAAAUUCUAGAUCACUCAUCUUUCUUGUACCUUAAUGGUUCAUUAGUAAAUGUGGCUUUUAUUUGUAAAUAUAGAUAUUUGAUUAUGAAUGUCUAAAGAAAUAUGUUGAUGAUGUUGUGUUUCUUGUGCUUUUUUGACUUAGGUUUAGAUUUUAUAAUGAAAAACAAAUGAAAAUAUUUGAGUGUAAGGAUUUUUGUUUUAUUGAAAUUGUUCAUCAUUGCAGUAGAUAAUGUUGAUCUCUGCUAGGGGGCAGCGUUGCACUGUUCAGAAAAUGUAAUCUGUUACUGACAACAUUGACAAAAAAAAGGACUUGUUUUUAUUCUCAUCCUGUAAAAUUGUUGAGAAAAACAAACAAUUUAAGUGUUCUUUGCGAAUACAUCAAAUCAGGUGAUACAAGCUUUAAUAUUUUCUCCAAAAAUUCUUAUUCUGACCUUUUUCCUCAAUUAACUUUUGAUUAAUAUGAAUCAAAGAAGAUCUGAAGCUUUCACUGCCUGCACAUGGAUGGUCAAUGUUUGCAGACAUUUAUUCUUCAUUUAACUCAAAGCAUGAUGUGUUUUGCCAUGUUUCUUGUGUGUGUGUGUUUUUUUUGUUUUUUUUGUUUUUUACUGAUUAUUCAUAGUAUUUCUUUCCUCAUCACUUGGAAAAUAAUACUUACAGAACACAACAUAUAAGAAAAAAUAAAUGUUUAAUUCAGAGUAAAGUAAAAAUUCUAAUUAAUCGUG
Molecule: messenger RNA, 2896 nt
Organism: Nothobranchius furzeri (turquoise killifish)
Lineage: Eukaryota; Metazoa; Chordata; Actinopteri; Cyprinodontiformes; Nothobranchiidae
Gene: slc38a8b
Product: solute carrier family 38 member 8b
Biological process (GO): amino acid transmembrane transport
Molecular function (GO): L-amino acid transmembrane transporter activity
Source: RefSeq, a predicted model, not a curated record